Daldinia decipiens is the source of this 893-nucleotide messenger RNA. RefSeq names its product DSBA oxidoreductase. Lineage: Eukaryota; Fungi; Ascomycota; Sordariomycetes; Xylariales; Hypoxylaceae. Bases 180 to 836 code for a protein of 218 amino acids. The record is from RefSeq and is a predicted model, not a curated record. The transcript has 2 exons. Gene Ontology annotation, molecular function: oxidoreductase activity.
UCGGGUUCGGUCUCCCCACCUUGUUUAACUUCAUAAUAACUAUCAUUAAAUGUAAGUAUCAGUUUUGCGCCUUUCUACGGUCCAAUUAUCAAGCUAUAUUGUAUUACGUUAUAACCUAUCGCCAGAGUUAUCGCAUUCGAAUUAUAUCCCCGGAGUACAUAAGGCUACUGUAGUACACCAUGGCCAAUAUCAGCAUCAGGAUAGUAUCGGAUACCGUCUGCCCAUGGUGUUACAUUGGUAAAAAGCGCCUGGACCGAGCUAUCGACCUAUACCGCAAGACGUAUCCCGACGGCAAGAAUGAUACUUUCACAGUCUCCUGGUCCCCGUUCUAUCUGGAUCCGACUUCGCCUAAGAAGGGUAUUCCGCUUGUUGAGCGCAUGGCCCAGCGCUUCGGGCCAGACAAAUUAGAAGCCAUGCAAAGGCGCCUGGGACUGAUAGGACGCGAGGAGGGCAUCAACUUUAGUUUUAAGAGCAAGAUUGGUAACACACGGGACUCGCAUCGUCUGAUCCAGUUCGGCAAGACGAAAGGUAAUGACGCUGAGAACCGCGUCGUGCUGGAGCUAUUCAAGUCAUAUUUUGAGGGUGAGGGGGACAUAACGUCGCAUGAUACGCUGAUCGAUGCGGCUGAGAAGGCCGGUUUGGACAAGGCAGAGGUGAAAGACUGGCUUGAAACGGGCAAGGGCGGCAAAGAAGUCGACGAGGAGGUUCAGGAGGCAUAUGCGAAGGAUAUACAUGGCGUACCACAUUUUAUAAUUCAAGGUAAGUACGAGGUUGGCGGAGCAGAAGAUCCCCAGACUUUCUUGGAAGCGUUCGCAAAAGCGAAGGAGGGUCUUUGAAAACGGCGUGGGGCCUGUUUGUCGAGCUUGUCGAGCUUGUCGUAGGGAUUGGUAGAU